AUGGAAGGGCCUAACCACAGCGCAGACAAGUCGGAAAGUGGACCCCGCGGUACAAACUCGGCGAACACCACGUUCUCGUUCGAGAUGCUGGACAUGAUCAUCACGGGCGGCAGCCAUGGCCUAUCGAAGUCGCAAGAGAAGGAGACGAACCGUAAGACAGAAAAUAUAACAGAGAAGGGGCUCUUCGGUGCGUCCGAAGAGCGCGUAGAAAUUUCGUGCGAAGCAAAAGGAAAAAAGCGGAAAAGCUCUAUCCGUGAGAAAACAGCCAACAGUUAUGGGGAUGCAGUUGAAUUUAAGAAGCAAUUUCAUAAUUUGGGGAAAAAGGAAAAAAAAAAAAAAAAGGUCUAUAAUAUGAACUCCGAGGUAGCAGUAGGCAGCGGUUCGGAAUUUCCCCUUGUGGGUGAGUUUCUGCCUGUAGAGGAUACACCUGUUUUAGCUUCAUGUAAAGGGGAUACGCCACUUCCUAGCGCUUUGAUGGACUGCCUAAGUGGUAGUAAUAGCAGCGGAGUGGAACACUGCCGCAUGAGUAUAGAAAGUAACGGACACAAUGGUACGAAUGGUCAGAAUGGAAAUCACAUGAACAAAGAGGAUGUGGAAUCGCAAUUGGCCAAAAUGGAACAAACGGAUGAGGAAGUCCUCCUCUCAGGCAACAUCGAUUGUACCAACUGUAAGUACUACUUAAAAGAAUUAACGAGCAGGAACUACAUGGACUUCUCCUACAUGGAUCAGUACAUCAGUGAGGGGGAGAGGAACCUACUUUUAUUAAAAAAUAAGAAAAUUGAGGAAUUAGAAAAUGAAAACAAAUUAAUGAAACACAGUAUGAAAAACUUAAAAGAGGAAAACCGUUGUCUGGAGAGUAAAUUAGACAAAGUCGCCGACAGCUUAAGUGAUUUGAGGAGUCACAUGGACAAGUUAAUGGAAGAAAAUAAAUCACUGAAAGAGGUGAAUAAACGUCUGCGUGUGAAUCUGCAGAAGGGACAGUCGUGUAGGAAAGAAGUGGAAGAAACGAACAGGGAAUGCGCGGACAAAGAAGAUGCAUCUUCUUCAGCGCGUGGAAGACAGGAUCCCCGCGGAAGGGAUUUUGAGAACUCAAUCGAUAAUGAAUUAUUUAACGAGCUUUACUGA
Plasmodium fragile is the source of this 1125-nucleotide messenger RNA. RefSeq lists its product as uncharacterized. The coding region runs from base 1 to 1125 and encodes 374 amino acids. The record is from RefSeq and is a predicted model, not a curated record. NCBI's taxonomy places the organism in Eukaryota, Apicomplexa, Aconoidasida, Haemosporida, Plasmodiidae. The transcript has a single exon.